This is a messenger RNA of Cottoperca gobio, 9259 nucleotides long. Its product is annotated as mucin-17-like. NCBI's taxonomy places the organism in Eukaryota, Metazoa, Chordata, Actinopteri, Perciformes, Bovichtidae. The record is from RefSeq and is a predicted model, not a curated record. Gene Ontology annotation, biological process: regulation of actin filament polymerization. Gene Ontology annotation, molecular function: small GTPase binding; guanyl-nucleotide exchange factor activity. The transcript has 19 exons. Bases 1 to 7494 code for a protein of 2497 amino acids.
AUGAUGAUGAGCUGCAGCUGCGUCACUCACCUGCUUUACUUCUUGAUCGCUGCUCGUGAAGACUUGUGCUCCGAGCUGAGGACUCAGGGAGAUCCUCAGUUCCUCCUCAGUUCCUCCUCAGUUCCUCCUCAGUUCCUCCUCAGGUCCUCCUCAGAUCCUCCUCAGAUCCUCCUCAGAUCCUCCUCAGAUCCUCCUCAGAUCCUCAGGAGGACCAGCAGGACCAGCUUCUGCACUAAAGUCUCACUCGUCUGUCUCCUCAGUGACCUGCUGGAGGACUUGGAGAGGAGUCCUCACGCUGCAGCCAUCGCAGAGUGCUUCGUAGAGAGGAGUGAAGCCUUCGACAUCUACACACUUUACUGCAUGAACUACCCAAAUUCGGUGGCGGUGCUGAGGGACUGCAUGAAAAACAAAAGUCUGGUUCAUUUCUUCAAGGAGAGACAGACGACUCUGAACCAUUCUUUACCUCUGGAGACAUACCUGCUCAAACCAGUGCAGAGGAUCCUCAAAUACCACCUGCUGCUACAGGAGCUUUCUAAGCACUUUGGCAAGAGCGACCCCGGAUAUGAAGUCAUUGAGGACGCCAUCAUCACCAUGACGGCAGUCGCCUGGUACAUCAACGACAUGAAGAGGAAACAGGAGCACGCAGUACGACUACAGGAAAUUGAGUCCCUGCUGGUGAACUGGAGUGGGCCGGACCUCAGCGGGUUUGGAGAGCUGGUUCUGGAAGGUUCCUUCAAGGUCCACCGAGUGAAGAAGGAGAGAGCAUUCUUCCUGUUCGACAAGAUGCUGCUGAUCGCCAAGAAGAGGCUGGAGCAGUUCGUCUACAGCACGCACAUAUUUUGUUGUAACCUGCUGCUGGUGGAGACUCUGAAGGACUCGUUGUGCUUCAAAGUGUCAGAUCAGACGAUUCCCAAACAGCAGCACAUCGUCCAGACAAAGAACCAGGAGGAGAAGAGGCUGUGGGUGCACUACCUCAAGAGACUGAUUGUAGAAAACCAUCCUGCUUCUCUUCCUCAGAAGGCGAGGCAAGUCCUGGGAGACAACUUCUGCCAAUCUCCUCAGUUCGACCAGGACAACCUUAAGAAGUCCUCCGCGUCGCCGCGAUUGGACGACAUCCACGGCUAUCACAGAGGCAGACGGCAAUCAGGUCAGGAGCCUCCAGAGCUGCUGACCUACACGCCUGAGAAGUCCCGGAAGAGUCUGCCGCUGCUGCUGGACGGAAACCUGCCGUACAGACGCAGCCGGAGACGGUCAGCUCCGGCUAAAGACAUCGAAGCAGCGUUUCAUCCCAACGGGAAUCCUGCAGCUUUGAAGCAGCAGGCGGGCAGUGAGGGCGAGCUGUGCCAGGCAGACAGUCUGGGCUCAGCAGGCAGCAGCAGCACGCUCGCGUCCUCAGUCAUCGAGGUGGAGGCCGAGAGGUCCGACCCGGGCCUGACGCCACAGCUGCGAGCGAGCCGAGAGGACGAGGAAGAGGAUGAAGAGGAGCUGACCCCCCUCAGCCCUCAUCCCACCCUGUCCAUCACCGAAGAGAUCCUGGAGUUCAUCAACCAGAGCAGAGCCAGGGAGGGACUCGCCGCCAUCCACAGCGACACAACGGACCAGGUCCUGGCUCACCCCAAAGAGAGUCAGCCUCCAUCUAACCAGACCAACUUCACCUGCCCACUGCCCCCAGUCGCAUGCCCCUCCAGUCCAGAACAAAGACCCACAAUGCAACUGGAGCAGGAAAAAGAAAAUGAAGAGAUGAAGAACGACAACACCCUCCAAAUUCAGACGGUUGACUCUGGAGAGGAGAACAAACUUGAACAUGAGAUGACUAUAAAUGAAGUCCAAGAAAUUCCAGAUGCAACAAGUGAAGUGGAAAAAGGUGUGGAGGCGGAUGGAGAGUCACAAGGAGAAGUGGUAGAAGAAGAGGAGAAAACAAGGGAUGAAGGAGAAGAAGAGAUAAUUAUCCCUGCCCCAACAUUAGAUCUUCAUCCCUCCAUCUCAGCAGAGGAAGAAAAAGAGAACUGUAGCAGUUGUCAGUCACCUAGAGAAGAGGCAAACACUCCCUCCCCAAAUCCAGAUUUCCCUCAUCACCAAAUCCAGAGAUGCCAGCCGCCCACAAGAGGCUCCUACCUCACCAAGCGCGACAAGAAGAUAAUCGAAAAGAUCAGGAGUUACUACGAGGCUGCAGCCGAGGCCGAAGAGGAUGAGGCAGAAGAAGAAGAUGAACACGGAGAAGGAGUGGCAUCAAGAAGGAGAAACAGUUUCUCACAAAUCCCAUCUGGCUUGGUGAAGGAGUCGGUAUCACGCUUUGAUGUGAGUGGACACCAGGAGGAGCCAGAGAGUGGAGGUUCCAAGUAUGAAAUGACUGAAGCAAUCGAUGGAGAGACAGAACCUUAUUCCCCCACUGGUCCCAUCUCUUCCCCUACUCUACUCUCAGCAGAUGCAGAAAAUGAUGGACAGGCAGAUGAACCAAUUUGCUCCUUGGAAUUUGAUGCAGAGGGCCCAACCUCACCAACCUCUACCGUGAUACAGGACAAAGAGACCCCAAACCAAGUGGGUCUGAAUCUACAGUUGGACCCAGACAGGCCUAUUGGAGAAGAGGCUGAGAUACAGGACAACAAUGGAAAAGUAUGCAAAGGAUCAUUGGAAGAAGGACUGGAGGAACAGCAGGAGGAGGAGACAAGUGUUGUGGCUGGGGUGCACGGUGGGAAUUCACUGCAAGGAGAGAGAUCAUCUAUUACCAAACAGUACACAUGCAGAGAUGAAACGAUCGAAUCCGGUGCUGAAAACCAAUCUGUUAUGAACGGGCAUGAACCUACAGGACCAACAGGCCCAGCGGAACCAAGUGGAAGCCACAAGGAACCCCCUGCACCCUUGCCACCUACAGAACAAUGUGCAACAUCUGAGACCAAAACUGAGUCCACUUGGACUAAAACCAAACCCAGAGACCUAACCAAGACCAUCGGGAACCUUGAGAGUCUUCCCAGUCAGAUUAAAGUAGGUCGAUGGUCCCGCCACUCCAGGAUUGUCACUGCUAACCGGGUCUUGUUUGAGGGCAUGGGAUCGGACGUAGCCGGUAUUGGGUUAUUUGAGGCCAGCCCUGUGGUGGACCCCAUGCUGAUGGAAAACUCAGAGCGUAUUCUGAGCAAGGUCCAAACAUUGGCCCAUAUGUAUAGUGCCAAAGCCAGCACCAUGAAGGUCCCACUGCAUCAGAAACGCGCCAGUGCUGUAUGGAACCAAUCAUGGGGCUCAGGUCGACUGUCUGGACACUCAACUCAAACUGAAAGCUUGGCACAGUUUCAAUGUCAGUCUCAAAUACAGACCCCAACUAAGGUUCGGCAGCAACAACCAUACCACAUGGAAGUCAAUCAAUUAGAAACCCACUCAGAGACCAAAUAUGGAACCCAAACUCACUCCGAGACCAAAGUUCAGAACCAAACCGUAACGCAAACUAGGCAGCAAUCGCAGAUCCAAACUAAAAGCCAGAUGCGGAGUCAGACACAUUACCAAAGCCAGAAACACACCAAGACUUACAGCCAGUACCAGACACAAACUAUGUGCCGGGAGGACCAAACGAUCCAUGAGGAGAGGAUAAUAAAGAUGGCAGAGAGCCUGACGAAUGAUUUCCAGGAGACAGUGAUGGCCCCCUGUGAGCCUCUGCAGUUUGAUCAUGUGUUUCUUAAAGAGGAGCUUACCCCGCCCUGUCACCACCAGACAAAUGGAUUCACCCUCUCCAGGCCGAGGGACUUCAUCUCUGCCUUGACCAAAGAAAGUGACUCCAGCCUGGGCUGUAAAUCAAGUGACAACUCUCAGACUUCCACCACGUCUGGGGAAAAUCAGCCUACUUCGCUGGGAGACCAGUUAUCAUGUCAGGCCCAGGCACACAGCUGCUACCCCGGGUACACGUCCACUGACGCGCUCUUUGCUUCUACAGCAUCGAGGCGUCACCUCAAAACACAAGCUGAUGAUCAGAGCUGCAGUUUGUGCUGCUCUGCGAGUAACAGCCCCUUGACGUCAACCGGGAACUUUGAUUGCAGAGUCACCGAGUUCAGGGAUUACUGCUCUACAUCUUCCACAGGGAGAGGCGUAGCCUUGAAUCCAAACAGAGAGAUUUAUUCAGAUAUUGAAGAGCGAGAGAAAAGAGAAUGUACGGAGCUAAGUGAUGGAUGUCCAGUUGUCUUUGAGGACUCAACAUAUGCAAACAUCCUUACCAAGCCAGCCCUCUCUGAGCCAAAUGUCUCUGCUCACACCAUAACACUGUGGGACAUUUCCAAAGAUGCAGAUGAGCAGGAGAAAAAUAAACCAGAUAUACCAGCUGCUCAAUACAUACAAGAUGAACAAGCACCAGAAUACAAACCUUCCACGGGACAUACUGACAGCAAAGAUAGGUUAACCACAGAUAUUCAGAGUGUUCAUGCCGGGCCUGAAUACUUGGUUUGCACAAGUGCCAUGGAUGGAGAAGCCUCCCCAGGUGAGCUGGUGCUGAUGGUAGCAUCUACACAAAGUCAGGCUCCAACAGAGUACCACAGGUCCACCAUGCCUCACCCAGGACCGACUGGAGAGCAGUCCCAGAGGGCAACACUUGACCUGUCAGAGGGAGGUGCCACUACCCACGGGGUCUCUGGGGGGGCAAAGAACGAUGACCCCCCAAGCGAGCAGAUGAAUGAGACGUAUGAUUCUUUAUCACACAGCAGGAUGGUUCUCCAAGGUUCAGCAGUGAUCUUUACAGAAGAGAAACCUUAUUACAGUCAGCCUUCGCACACGACCUUUGACCCCUCACAGGCUUCUAGUUAUACAGUCACUGAAACCCCAGAGGAUCACCGAGCAGGAGCACCCAGUCCAUGGUCAUCGGUUCAAAACUCGACCCGACCACGGCCUCCAUCAGUGCAGUCUAUAGACUGUCUGCCAACGUUCACCAGCCAGAGGCCGCAGGACCUACCCACUACUAGACAGGCUCCGUCUAACAUCAGGGAACCAGGCCAACAGGACUCACAAUCCCCCACCAGCCGCCCAUCUUCCAGACCCUCCUUUGAGACCUCCAAUCUGGGGGAGAGAGCUGACUUUGCCACCCCUGGCCAGAACACGGACCUCACUGCGUCCCCCUCAGCCUUCAGACCCAGCCUCAGGCACCGCUCUCCCUCCCCUGUUAUAGCUCUCCCUCCCUCCUCCUUCCAAUCGCCUCCCUGCUCUUCACCAUUCGGGGUUGUUCCAGCAUCUUCUCCCACCCCUGUGUCUUUUGAAGAUACCUCCCUGAACACUGUCUCCAGGUCUCCUCCCUGUUUCUCUCCUACUCCCUCUUCUGGGAGGGUCUCGUCGAUGCAAGCUCCCCCUGACUCCUCUCCGCCACCCUCUUCUGCUUUCACUCCCUCUUCCACUUCUUCUGGGAGGUCCUCAUUCAUACGAGCAGGUCCUCCUUCCUCCCCUACACCGUCUUCUUCUCUCCGCUCACCCCCAUGCUCCUCCCCCAUCGCUUCUUCUUCUGCAUUCACCAGAUCCUUAGCUGCCUCCUGUAUUAGCCAGUCCAUCAGUCAGAGUAUGGCGAAGAAGAACGUACAACAAGCCCCACCCGUGAACACAAUAAACCAAAGCCCCUCCUCCACAUCUUCCUUACCCUCCUCUCAUCUGCGACGGCUCUCCCCUUCACCUACACUCCCUCCCAGUCAGCAGGGCUCCAGCAUGCCUGCGUAUACCCAAUUAGGGUGCGCUAAAGAUGGGUACCAACAUCCAAGGGGUCCGCUGUUCUCUCUCUGGUCCUCUUGCCCUCCUUCUCUCAUGCAGUCACCUCCUCCUUCUCUUACCCAGCGCUCCCCUUCUCCAUCUAUGAACCAUCAUCAGUCUUCUUCUCCAUCCCCUCGUCCCUCAUUCCUUCACUCCAAAACUGAUUCAUCGCCUAACGCAAACCACAACAACAACAACAACAACGUUAGCUUAGCUGGUAUGAACACAGCGAGUAGCAAUGUAAGUAAUACCAGCAGCUGUAGCACUAACCGUGCUAUCAGUAAUGGGGGUUGGUCAGUAAGUCCACAGAAGGCGCCACUAACUAACGGUAGCACUAACGCCGCAGCAAUGCAAAAAAACCCUGAUCCUCAUUGGUCGGGGUCACACAAUCGUGUAGCUCGGCCUUUUUCUGCAUCCGAACCCAGCUCACGAGUUCAGUCCCCAUCUCCCUCUCCAACCCCUGCCUCAUUUACUCGAAUCUGCUCCCCACCUCCUCAACAUAAUUACUCCUCCCCCAUGGCGAACAAACCUCCGCACCCUCGGAGCACACGGGUAGGAAGUGCGAGUUCCCAUAACCUACUAGGCCUCACUUUGGAGCUACCCAGGACCUCUUCAGCAAGUUCAGCAUUUGGGCAGUCCUCCUUAUGUCUAAGCCCUCGGAUUCUCUCCCCGCCUCCUAUUGGUGCGUCAGUGAAUGUUUGGACAAAUAAUGUCGCAGCACCUCAACCUAGAAACCCUAGAUAUACUUCCUCCUCUCCCUCUCCUUCCUUUUCUUCCUCAUUAGGCUCACCAACACUGGAGAAUGCCUCUUUCCCCACUUCUUCUUUAGUCCCACUGCGUAGUUCCAGAGCCUUAUCUCCUUCUGCACCUCCUGCAACCUCCCAAACUCUCCGUAGGUCUUUCUCCUCCAACCUGGCAGACAGAACCCCUAGCCCACCCCGGAGCAACCCCAGUGGACUGCGCCGAUCUUGGGCAGACAGCAGCCGUAGGUCCCUUGGUUUUAGUGGUAGUGGCCAAGGUUCUUUUGACCAGCAAGAGUCCUGUCCAACCAGUCCAAGGAGUGGGUGGUCGUCAUACGGCAGCUCACCGUUCUGCCUCAGCCCUCGAGCUGGGCUUCAAUCCCCACUCUCACCUAGCAGGCUUACCCCAGGGAAGGGCACCCAUGGUGGGCAGCAUUUCACCAGCGUGCCCUGGCCUGAUGUACGAGAGCUUUCAAACAAAUACAAUGGAACUGAUGUCCUCGAUGCAAGUUCUCCUCUCUCCUCGCUCUCCCACACCCUCCUCUCCUCUCCUGCUCCAUCAGACAGCCAGACCGAAUGGGGAGACCAAGAGCUAGAAGACGGUAAUUGUCGAAGCCAGCUGAUCUGCGCCUACGUUGCCAGGCCCUCCUGUGAACAAAACCUCUCCUCCACAGGCAUGGUUCUCUCCUCCACAGGCAUGACCUCUCCUCCAAUUGCCCCAUACCUGCACCACAACUACCAAACCACAUCACCUUCUGUACACUCAAUACCUUCCCCCUUGCCCCUAAGCUCAUCACCACUACCCUUUGCCCAUUCAUCUCCUACCAAACAGGGGAACCAGAAGACCAGUUAUGCCACCACGGUCAACCUCCAGAUCGCUGGAAGCGGCCGAAUAACCUCCUUCAGCACCGCUCAGGUUAGCCUGACCCAAACCUUGCAGGGUGGAGCCGGAGCUGUAGUACCAGGGCAGGGGCAGAUGACGAGGAGAGUAAGCAUCAAUGGACUUUCACACCUUGCUUCACCUCUUCCACAGAACUGUAACAGGCUAUGAAUGAAAGGGAGACGUCUUCCCUUCAUGGCCUUACAAGACAAGAUGGGCCAAAAGGAAAGGAAAUGGAAAGAACAAGGCAUUAGAAGAAAUGUGCACUUGUGAAUUUAUAGCAGAUACAAAAAGUUAGCAUUAGACGUUGUUGUGUAACAGCUGGUUUCCAGAGCUAUUCCAUGAGUCCAGCAUGCUGAAAAUGAUCUUUAACAAAUGGCAAAGCAAGGGAUACUUUCACUGUGGAAAAAGUUCACAUCUGAGGGACAUAAUGAAUGUUGUCAACCCUAUUCGACAGCGAUGGGAUGCGUUUGGAGUCAGAUGUAAUGCAGAGUACACAUUGGAUCUUGGUGGCUUCUGAUUUGGACCUGAGCUUUGAACAGAUGACCUUUCGAGAAUGUACAUUCUACCUGCACAUGGCUCAUAUAUUUCUGACCUAUAAUGACUUUUAAUGGAAUUGCGUAUAUUGUAACAAGUACAGAAAUAUGUUGCCAUCUAUGGAAAUGUAAAUGAAUCAGUUGUAAUCUUGCUGGAUGAGCUCCUAAACGUUGAGUGUCAACAGCUGGAUGUGAUGAAUUCUUGGUCGUGGCCAUAUAAAGAUCGGGUUACACUGUUGGAACGUUAAACACUCUGUUCAUUGUUCAGUUCACUUCCUCUUUCUGUGGUUGUGAGGACUUCUUGGAGUAACGGAUCAUUUGAUCAUUUAUUGAGCUGUAAAUGUACAUUUUUAUUUUGCUAAUCCUGCAAACACAGACGCGUUGAAGGUCGAGUGUCCAACCAGUGCUGUACGCAAUCACGAUUACUUAAUGUAUUAUUAUUUGUUAUCAGUUUGCUAUGUUUGUUUGUUGUCUUUCUUUUUUCCUUUUAUAUUCUGUUGAACACACAUCAUGUCGGGCUUUCUGAGGCCAGUGUUUAAAGUUAACUGUGGUUAUUAAUAAUCUAUCUUUUCAACCAUUGUAUUCUUCUUUUAUUUGAUGGUUUUAUUUAUGAAGUUAGUCUUAUUCUCUUUGGCACUUAUUAUCCUUAAAAUAAUGUCUGUAUUUUGCACAGUGUCCUCAGCUCUUGGGUUCAUGCAUCAAGCGUGUGUGAGUGUGUGUUUGUCUGAAAAUGACGCGUCUGGUAAAUUCUGCUUUAACUUCAGACCAGGCAAAUAUCUGUGUUUUUAAUGCUGUGUUGGUUUUAUUGAUGUACUCCGUUGGUUGAUUUAAGCCUCUCUGUUGUCAGCGUCCUUCUGAAACCUUCAGUCUUGAGCUUCACUGGGUUGCAAAACAAAAACAAUUAGGUUGAAAAUGCUGCAUGAACUCACGUUUAUGAUCAAAGCUUAAGGCUUACGUGUACAAUUUCUAUUUGUCCAUAAAAACUGAUCAGGUUGCAUUGAAUUUAAUGAUUUAAUGUCCGUACACAUUAAUACAUUUUUUCCAGGUGAAAGAAAAGACAAUUCACAUUGAUGGAAAAGUGGAGAGAAGUAUUACAUUUAACCAAAUUUUUGUUUUUAUAUCGAAUUUUCCUCCCAAUUGUUAAACAAUUGCUUUUAAAAAACAAAAAAUAAUGCUGUUAAACUUAAAGCUGUAAAAUGUCACAAUACCCGUGGAGGUCAAAUAUAAAAAAUUUUUUUAAAGAAAUGUGUGGUUUCCGCAGGGCGCUGGUGACAACCUGGAGAGAACAUGUUGUUUUGGGGAACUGGUGAAAAGGGAAAUAUUAACUAAAUGUUCAUCCAGUAACAGUAACUCAUAGUCAGUGACAUGUAUGGAAAAUAAAGGUAUGUGGUGCAAAAUCA